AGAGGGGAGGCUUGGGCUGGAAACGUGCAGGUAUAAUGGCGAAUGUCUGCUUUAUGGGUCGCUCGAGUCGCAUCCGGAGGGGAAGGGGACUCUGCUAAAUAGUAAAAUCCACUAUAUGCAAGAUUAAGUUUGCAUGCGAGAGUCUGAGUUGCACAGCAGGCAGAAAUUCAACAGGUUUCUUCAGUCUGUUCCCUCCCUCUGGGAGAGAAAUGGUGGUGGAAAUACGUGGUUUCUUUGGGGUAUAUCUACUAUACUGCACCAACCCCCGUUACCAGGGGCGGACCUACAUUGGCUUCACUGUCAAUCCUGAACGACGCAUAAGCCAACACAAUGCUGGGAAGCGGUGCGGUGGGGCCUGGAAGACAAGUGGACGUGGACCAUGGGACAUGGUGUUGAUUGUCCAUGGUUUCCCCUCUGAUGUGGCUGCUCUGCGUUUUGAAUGGGCCUGGCAACACCCUCACUCGUCCCGCCGUCUCACCCAUGUCACCCGCCGCAGAACACGGGAGCGUCCGUUUGACUUCCGCUUGCGUGUCUUAGCCCACAUGCUGCAAACCGCCCCAUGGUGCCGUCUGCCACUCACCAUACGAUGGCUCAAGCAGGAGUACUGCCGAGAGUUCCCCCCAGGUUUGGAGCCCCCCUUACACAUGCCCAUAGCUUUUGGGCCAGUUCGAGCUGUCAAAGACUCCAAGCGUGCUGAACCGUUAUCUCCGGAGGAACAAGUGAUGACCACAAAACAUUGUAGUGUCUGUCUGAAGACCUUUCAGGAUGGGGAUGAGGACAUUCCCUUGCGCUGUUUUCACCCAACUUGUACCAUGGCUGCUCAUAUGUUUUGCCUGUCUCGCCUUUUCCUGGAAAAGGAGCCCGAUCAUAUUCUGCCCAUCGAAGGGCAGUGCCCGGGCUGCAAGAAUCUUAUUCUUUGGGGAGAUCUGAUUCGUCACCAUAAAGGGUGCUAUGGUAACUUAGAGGCCGAUCCUACCUCCUCUCAGAAACAUUGGGCUGAUGAACUGCAACCAUGAAGGAGACAUUUAAAAAGUGACCCAAGACCUAUUUCCUUGCUGAGCGUGGAUCAGAAGAUCUCAACAUGGUGUACAAUUCAGUUUCUCUUAGUUUGAUGUCCAAAAGUCUAAAAAAACAGCUUAGGGCUGGAGUCUCUGCUUAUAUGUGUCCCCCACCGCCACCCCCCGAAUCAUGUAACAAACAAUAUUUAAUGUUCAUUAAGUGGAAUAAUUAAAUUGAAGGACCAUAGUCAUGCUGGAUGUUUAUGGAUUGAGAGGUAGAAAUGCUUGAGAAGUGCACAGAAACUUUAACUAGGAUGAGAAGAACUAGUUCCAAGUUUCCAUUUCCAAAAUUUCUGGCUGCAAAGUAUGUAAACUUGGUGUUUUAGACUGAAAGAGUCAGUAAACUUAAAAUGAGUAUGUAAAUAAUAUUGCUAUUUUAUAUUGUACCUGUAGCACAUUGAAUGCUUAAAUGGAUUGUAAAAAAAGACACUCUGAAGUGCAGAGAUAUUCUUCAGAUAACACAUUUCUGAUUUUAUGUGGCCUUUUUCUCAUUUAUGCAAAGCAUUUAACAAACACUUUCAGUGAUUCUUACAACUCUGUUUUUAGCUUGGUAUUAACUAAAUAUUGCAGAUGAGAGGAUUAAGUGCAUAGUAGUUUGCGUAAACCCUCUAAUAAAUUCAUGCUUCUAAAUAAUGGGUUAAAAGUUUAUCAGUUGAACUAUUAUGGUAGCAUGUUUUUAAUGAAGUUAACUGACAUGAGUCUUUGUUGAUUAUGAUAGUGUACAAAAUAAACUUGGAAGUCUAUUAUAAAUAUAGUUAUCCUAUAAUGCUAAAAAGGCAGCCAUAGAAACUGAAGAGUAUAUAAAAGAUCAUUCGUAGAAAAUAAAUAUUCCUCACAUAAGGGCCACACGAUCAAGCCGUAGGAUUUGAAGUUACUCCAGAUUUUAUCUGGUGUACUGUUUUUAAAAUGGACCCAGCUUUGAAGCAAAAUCAUUUUUUCCUCUUAUGUGAAAUAUAUGUACUGCUGUUAGAACAGGAUUUUAAGAAGCUUGAAAAGCCAAAAUGAUUUGACAAUACAUUAAAACAGAUGUCUGUGAAAAUUAAUUUAUGAAUUCUGUAAUCAAAAAUCUCUAAGCAGUUUUCAGAAUUAGUAAAAAGGGGGAAAUAGCUUAUGUCAACAAAUGUUGCACUGAUUUUCUAC
Pseudonaja textilis is the source of this 2198-nucleotide messenger RNA. RefSeq names its product structure-specific endonuclease subunit slx1-like. Gene Ontology annotation, cellular component: Slx1-Slx4 complex. NCBI's taxonomy places the organism in Eukaryota, Metazoa, Chordata, Lepidosauria, Squamata, Elapidae. The record is from RefSeq and is a predicted model, not a curated record. Gene Ontology annotation, molecular function: 5'-flap endonuclease activity; crossover junction DNA endonuclease activity. Gene Ontology annotation, biological process: double-strand break repair via homologous recombination.